AUGGCUCUAGAUCAAAAUGAUAAGCUCAAGGCUCCUCACAAGGCGAGACCUUUGCGCGUGAUUGACCUCUGUACUGGCACAGGAUGCAUACCACUUCUGCUGCAUGCACUACUUGCUCCUCAUUUUCAAUUGGAAAUUACAGGGGUGGACAUCAGUCUUCCGGCAUUAAGGCUAGCUCAGAAGAAUCUCGAGCAUAAUCUGCAACUGGGCCAAUUGACACACAGCGCGGCGACAAGUAUCUGCUUCCACCGCGCUGACGUCCUGGGACAUGAAGACGAUGAUUUAAUACCGUCGGUCGAGACAAUAUUGAAGACCCAGUCGAUCAGAUCACCGCCAGACCAACACAGUGGGUAUGAUCUGUUAAUAUCCAACCCGCCAUACAUAUCCCAAAUGGAGUUCUGCAACGGCACUACUGCACGUAGUGUACGGCGGUUUGAGCCCAAAUUGGCGCUUGUUCCCCCACACUUGGGCUUCGAGAAGGAAGACUGCAGACCGGAAGAUAUCUUCUACCACCGUAUUCUCACUCUGGCAAUCAAGCUGAGGGCUAAGAUCACGGUGGUUGAAUGUGGUGAUAUUUCCCAGGCAAAUCGGGUUGUUGCUCUUCAUAAGCGAAUUGCUUCUGGAGAAUCCGGUCAGUUCAGUGCGGAAGUUUGGCCAAGCCAAGAGCGGGAUUUGGCUCAAAAUGGAUUUCAUGUUACUGAUGGAUCGCGAGGUGUUAUUAUACAGAGAUUGCCCUAG
Messenger RNA from Penicillium paradoxum, 738 nucleotides. RefSeq lists its product as uncharacterized. The record is from RefSeq and is a predicted model, not a curated record. Gene Ontology annotation, molecular function: nucleic acid binding; methyltransferase activity. NCBI's taxonomy places the organism in Eukaryota, Fungi, Ascomycota, Eurotiomycetes, Eurotiales, Aspergillaceae. Gene Ontology annotation, cellular component: mitochondrion. The transcript has a single exon. The coding region runs from base 1 to 738 and encodes 245 amino acids. Gene Ontology annotation, biological process: methylation.